Cetraspora pellucida is the source of this 1220-nucleotide messenger RNA. The record is from the annotation of a GenBank genome assembly. NCBI's taxonomy places the organism in Eukaryota, Fungi, Glomeromycota, Glomeromycetes, Diversisporales, Gigasporaceae.
AAGACAUACCAAUAUUGCAAGAAAUAAGUGAUGAGGAAAUCGGCAGUGAAUACACUGAAGAGAUUUCUACGAUUAGGACAAAAUUGAUUACACCAUGCAUUAUAAUCGAUAAUGACUAUGGAGAAAUACGAUGCUAUGCUGUUAAUGGUGUUAACAGAGAACUUCAAUUUCUUGGAUGUUAUGAAAAAAAUGAUGAACAUUUGCAUAUACGCAUGGGUACAGGAGCUAAGAAAGACUCAGGAUGCAUUGCAAUGCAUUUAGAUGAUAUUGAAACUGCUCUCUGCCACUUUGUAAAGCUAAUUGAAAUGGUGGCACAUUCAGAGAAUGAAGUAACAAAAAAGAAUUUACUUCGAAUUCUUAUUCUGUGCUUAGAAAAUUUUGAUUUGGAUUCAUCUUCUGCACCUAGCCAACUAUCUAGCUUGUUUGUAGUUAACACAAUUUUUAAAAUUAAGAGACUUGAUUUUUCCAAACAACAAUUUAUACAAAAACCUAAAAAAUAUGAAGAAUUUGGAAAGUUACUUGCUCUUGAAGUUUUGAGAUCACGCACUAGCCUAGCACCUUGUAAAUUAAUAUUAGAAUAUCCCGACUCCUUACAGCAGUACUAUGAAAUAAUACCAAAAUGUUUAACAAGCUUUUUUGAUGGAUUAGUUCUUACUUUGCAGCUUAAAAAAUAUGAAAUUGUAAAACAAAAACAAAAAGAACGCAAAACGCCUUCAACAACUAAUAUUGAUUUGUGUGGAAAAAAUCUGGUUGUGGAACAGUGGACAGAAAUGCUUACUCAGAUCUUUAACCAAUUAAUUACGGAAUAUCCACUAGGAUUUGCUAUAGAUAAAAUAAAUACAGUGCUCAAAGAAGUAGUGGGAAAAGGAUGCAAUGUUUCUCUUUCAACAGUCAUUAUCUUAGAAGCUGAACCAGUGCCAAACAGUAACCUUGCAGUACAUAAAACUUGUGAAAUAUAUAUAGAAGACCUGAAAUUAAAUCAAGGUGACUCGUUAGACAUUGUUAACCGUAAAGAAGCAUUAUGGAAAUUAGUAAAUAAACUCUCUGAAGAAAUUUUCUCUGAUGAGUCUGAAAAGCAUCCACUGUUUGAAAUCUCUGACCAACUAACACCUAGUAGGUAUGAAUGUAUGUUUACCUGUUAUAACAAAGGAGUAAUUAGAAUUACGAAUAUUGUCAAACAAGAUAUUUUAAAACAGGAGACACAUAUUGCAAAAGAAUGA